Messenger RNA from Amblyraja radiata (thorny skate), 1106 nucleotides. RefSeq names its product galanin receptor type 2. Bases 9 to 1106 code for a protein of 365 amino acids. The record is from RefSeq and is a predicted model, not a curated record. Gene Ontology annotation, biological process: G protein-coupled receptor signaling pathway. The transcript is spliced from 2 exons. NCBI's taxonomy places the organism in Eukaryota, Metazoa, Chordata, Chondrichthyes, Rajiformes, Rajidae. Gene Ontology annotation, molecular function: G protein-coupled receptor activity. Gene Ontology annotation, cellular component: plasma membrane.
ACAACAAGAUGGCGGAUGACUGGAAGGUCUCUGAAAGCCUGGGUUUUAGGCCCGGCAGCUUCAUAGUUCCAGUCAUCUUUUCGCUGAUAUUCCUUCUUGGGACUGUGGGGAAUGGCCUGGUCCUGGCGGUGUUACUGAGGAAUGGACAGACAAGCUACAGCACGACCAACCUCUUUAUCUUAAACCUCAGCAUAGCCGACCUCUUCUUCAUCGUGUUCUGUGUCCCCUUCCAAGCCACUAUCUACAUGCUGGAUGGGUGGCUGUUUGGCUCCUUCAUGUGCAAAAUGGUCCACUUUUUCAUCUACCUCACCAUGUAUGCCAGCAGCUUCACGCUGGCUGCUGUAUCUGUUGACAGAUACCUUGCCAUCAGGUACCCCUUGAAAUCGAGGGAUCUUCGCACAGCGCGCAAUGCCUUAAUUGCCAUUGGAAUAAUCUGGGCGUUGUCAAUGGUUUUAGCUGGGCCUUACUUGAAUUAUUACCAGAUUGUCCUCUACAAUGGGGUGCCUGUCUGCGUGCCAAUCUGGGCGGACAAGAGGAGAAAGGUCAUGGAUGUUUCCUCGUUUGUUUUCGGGUAUGUUAUCCCAGUUACGAUCCUGAGCUUUGCCUACACCCGGACAAUCAAGUACCUGUGGACAUCGGUGGAUCCCAUUGAGACGGUGUCGGAAGCCAAGAAGGCCAAGCGGAAGGUGACCAAGAUGAUUAUCAUAGUCGCCGUGUUGUUCUGCCUGUGUUGGCUGCCCCACCAUGUGGUGAUCAUGUGCUUCUGGUUCGGCCACUUCCCCUUCAACAAGGCCACCUACGCCUUCAGGCUCAUCGCGCACUGCAUGUCCUACGCCAACUCCUGCCUCAACCCCAUCGUCUACGCGUUGAUAUCCAAACAUUUCCGGAAACGGUUCAAGCAAGUCUUCACCUGCCUGCUGAAGAAGAAGGCCCUCAACAAAGUGCACGUCCUGCAUGUGGCCAACACCGUGACUGGGCUCCAGCCUGCCUCCACCGACAUCUCCCAGACCAACGAACAAAACUACAUGGUCGGUCGCUCGGCGCUGGUGGAAAGCAACCUGGUGGUGCUUGGAGAGCCCGGAGCAGCUCAGAGGCACGAGGUCUGA